UACUAUUUAAUGCACUAUUGCAUGCGCUAUUUCUGCAAUUAAUCAGCUGAUUCAAACAAAACAGAAAAAAUUCAUAAAAAUUAAAAUGCCUAGAAGAAGUGAAAAGAGCAAAUUAAUAGCUGCGAAAAAUAGUUACAAGACAUACUCAUGUUGGAAUUAAGUGAUGACGAUGAGCAGGAAGAAGUGGAUGAACAAUUUAGAGUGAAUAUGCUUAUAUUAUUGAACAAUCGUCGAAGUGCUCACUUAGGAGUUCCUAAGUCGAACCAUUGGGAGCGGAAUGUAUUAAAGCAUUUUGACGAAAACAGAUUUUGCCAAAUGAUGCGCUUAAACCAAACAGAAUUUGCUUACCUUCUAAACUUAAUAAAAGAUGAUGAUGUGUUUCGAAAUCAUUAUAACGCAGCACAACUUUCGAUCGAUACACAACUUAAGAUCGUCCUUUUUCGAUUAGGAUCAUCAGGUGAAGGACUUUCGGUUCGUAAAGUGGCAUCCUUGUUUGGUAUAGGAGAUGGCGGUACCAUUCAGAUCGUAACCAGGCGAGUUUUUAAAGCUAUUAUUAACUUGAAACAAAGGUUUUUAUACUGGCCCGAUGAAAGGGAGCGAUUAAAGCUUAUUGCAGCAACAGAAAAGGAAAUGCCUGGGUGUGUUGGAUACAUUGAUGGGUCUGAAAUUAAGUUGGCCGAAGCACCUGUGAGGAAUCACGAAAUAUUUUUUUCCCGUAAGCGCCAAUAUUCUGUAAAAAUUCAAGUUAUUUGUGAUCAUCGGCUACGCAUAAGACAACUUACACUUGGUUACCCGGGUAGUGUUCAUGAUGCGAAAAUGUUCUCGGGAUGUUUGCUCUCAAAACAUCCCAAUAGAUUUUUGUCAACCUCGCAAUGGAUAGCUGGAGAUAGUGCAUAUCCAUUAAAGCCAUUUUUAGUAACCCCGUUUCGGCAAAAUAGUACAGAAUAUAACAGAGAAGAAAGAGAAAAUUUCAAUAAAUACUUUUCCAAAUACCGCGUACGUAUUGAAAAUUGUUUUGGGAUCUUGAAAGAAAAAUUUUCAAGUCUAAAAGAACUCAAGUUCAGAUUGCACACUAUCCAAAACAAGAGAGAGUGUAAUGAGUGGAUAAUGGUCUGUUGUAUUUUGCACAACAUUUUUAUAAAUUUCAACAACAAAGAUCAUGAAAGCAGCGUGGAACCCAGUGUAAAUUUAUUACCAUCAACAAACCUUAGACAUAGUCUACUGAACUUUAUUCAAACCCAGCCUAUUGUUUAACGUUUUUACUUAUAUAAAUAUUCAUUGAAAUAAAAAAAUUAACUUUACCUGUACAGAAUUCGGUAUGACGCUUUGCUUUCAAAUGUUACAAAAAAUAAAUGAUUAAUUUCACUAAA
This is a messenger RNA of Bactrocera dorsalis (oriental fruit fly), 1370 nucleotides long. RefSeq lists its product as uncharacterized. The transcript is spliced from 2 exons. The record is from RefSeq and is a predicted model, not a curated record. NCBI's taxonomy places the organism in Eukaryota, Metazoa, Arthropoda, Insecta, Diptera, Tephritidae. Bases 148 to 1254 code for a protein of 368 amino acids.